Messenger RNA from Penicillium salamii, 1170 nucleotides. NCBI's taxonomy places the organism in Eukaryota, Fungi, Ascomycota, Eurotiomycetes, Eurotiales, Aspergillaceae. The record is from the annotation of a GenBank genome assembly.
AUGAAGUCCGAGGGAAUGCUGGGGGGAUAUUUUAGCUGUUUUUCGGCCAUGGCGAUGCUGCCCGUGCCAUCAGGCCUAACGCCCCCACUGACGGUAAACAACGAGACAAACCAUAAUGGCGUGAUCACCAUCAUCACCUCGUUUGCACUGUUCAUUGUUCUGGGAUCUCUGGGGAUUCGGGUAUACUCGGCGUACAGUAGGCGAGUGCAGCAGUUGGAUGACUUGACUUUUGCGGCAACAGUGGUAUGCCUUGGUGUCUUCGACAUACUUGUCUUGGGCCAAAUAUCGGUGGUCUUUGCCCAGAUCCACUUUGGAUGGGGCAAGACAAAGACAUUAAUUGCAACUAAAGACCAACAGAAACUAGAAAAGGCAAGCUACAGUGCAGAUAUACUAUAUGCUGCUAUCCUGUCCUCGUCAAAGGUGUCCACGGCGCUGUUUUACCGAACCAUCACAUUGCGUAGCUCACCCUGGAUGAGCUAUACCCUUCUUACAACAAUGAUAGUCUGUGCUCCAAUCACCAUCGUUCUCCUAUCGGUUCGCUGCGAUAAACAUCCAUGGCGCGAUAUAAAUGACGAAUGUAAAGCGCUGUUCUCUCACUGGAAGGCCAUUACGACAAUAGACAUUUUACUUGAAGUUGCUCUACUGUUAUACCCCAUUCAGUCCAUUCUGCGACUACAAACUCCCCUGGGCAAGAAGGUGACUGUGAUAUUGGUGCUUAGCUGCCGGGCACUAUUAAUCCCUGUCGUUGCGGUCCAUCUAUACUAUAUAGGCAAGCAAAUGAGAUCCCCUGAUCCAACACUCGAAGGGACUUAUGUCACCAUUGUCGCCGAACUUCACGUGGCCCUCAGCGUGGUCGUUUUGAUAGCACCCCUCAUGAAACCAUUCAUUGCUGCAUAUGUAGACGAAAAUGGACUUGCCUAUACUGAUGAGUUGUCUGCAUCACGCACUAAACCGAAGCUCGUUCCUCGGUCGGGCAGGUCCAACGGGACAGAUAUUGGCGCACAACAUGGUACAUUCCCGUCGACAAACCGGAUUAUGAAGAGUAUACACAUCUCAGUUGAUCGUGAGGAUUUAGAGCUUUUCCAGCAAUCUAAGAAUUCUAUCCGGUUGACCAGGGACACAGGUGAUGAUAAAUCAAGAGGGGAGCUCAUGAUGUCCAAGAAUAAUUGA